GAACCCUAAAAUGCACAGACAGGAUAAAACUAAAACCUCUGGGCACAACUACUUUGGGGAGGAAAAAGGCAGUGAAGAGGCUGAAAAACAAGUACACCAAGGAUUUAAAGGAAACAUCAUCUACUGGAAGAUCAUGAAAAGUCAAGUCAAGUUUUUAUUCAUGAACUCCAAAGAAAGGUUUUACACCUUGGUAAAGAAGCACAGUAAGGAUUGCUGGUUUCACUAUGUCAAACAACAUAAACAUCAUGAUGUGUUUCACCUUUGCUGGUGCAAUACGCUGGUCAGACUUCAACACAUCAAAACCAAUCUUCAGUUAUCUGAACUGUCCAGCUUUUUCUUUGCAAAACGACACAAAAAAGACAAACACCACAGGAGUAGACGAAGUCAGCACACUGAUCCAUCUGAUCCUUUAGGAUCUGAACAUCCAAAAGUGAGAGCAAUCAGCAACCGAAGGAACGAACAGGAGUACCACAGUAAUGUAUCAAAGGAAACUAUUAUUUCAGUAGAUGAUCCUUUAGAAGUGCUACUUUCACAUACUCCACUAAGCCCAACAAUAGAAAAGCACAGAAUAAACAGAAAAGUCUGGUUCGGUUUUUAACGGUUUUUAACUAUUUACUAAUUACAUUGUGGUAUGUACCAGACUACAGUAUAUAGUAACUGUAUAUAUUUACCUAAGCACUGCCAAAGUCUGUAAUGAGAAAUGUUCAGAGUAUGUUAAGGACAGUGUAGUUUUUACACACCUUAAGAACAAUGGUCAUGGGUUACAUCACUAAACCUAUACACAUUUAUCUUAAAAAUAUAGAUGCUUCUUGAACUAAGGUGCCUGUGUGUUUUGUUUAAAGGUAAAGAUUUCCUACAUGUAAUUGUACAUGUGAUUGUAACUGACAAGUAUGCCAUAAUUUUCAUUAUUUAUACAACUUGAGUAAAUACACUAUAUGGACGAAAGUAUUGGGACACCUAUACAUUAUACAUCCAGAAGCUAUUAUUAUUCUGUUUUUAUUCUAAGGCCUAUUUAAAUUCUACUGCUAUUCUAAUUUUUAAGCACUUUUUUUAGAGAAUUAAUACACUGUAUGGACGAAAGUAUUGGGACACCUAUACAUUGUACAUCCUGAAGCUAUUAUGGCACCCCAUUGUAAAUCCAUAGGCAUUAUUAUUAUCUGGUUUUUAUCUUAAGGCCUAUUUGAAGCACUAUCAAUCACUGGCUGUAUUUUUUUUAAAGAAAGCAAUACUGUUUGUAUUUGUUUUAAAGUAAUUUUAUUUAAAGUA
Trichomycterus rosablanca is the source of this 1266-nucleotide messenger RNA. RefSeq lists its product as uncharacterized. The transcript has 3 exons. NCBI's taxonomy places the organism in Eukaryota, Metazoa, Chordata, Actinopteri, Siluriformes, Trichomycteridae. The record is from RefSeq and is a predicted model, not a curated record. The coding region runs from base 11 to 598 and encodes 195 amino acids.